This is a messenger RNA of Culex quinquefasciatus (southern house mosquito), 994 nucleotides long. Its product is annotated as keratin, type I cytoskeletal 9-like. NCBI's taxonomy places the organism in Eukaryota, Metazoa, Arthropoda, Insecta, Diptera, Culicidae. The transcript has 3 exons. The record is from RefSeq and is a predicted model, not a curated record.
AUGAAUGAGUUGGGGAGCGCGAGCUGGCCGAUCAAAAAUCGCCGGGCGACUCAAUACCUUCGUUCGGACUCGAGCAGUUAGUUUUGUAGACGACGUCGUCGUGACAGAAUCAUGGGGCUCUCAAAAUUGAUCGGAUUAAUUGCGGUGGUGAUUGGAUUAGUGACUGCUCAUCCGGGUUUUCAGCCAAACAACUACCCCCAGAAUCAAGUGAAUGCGUGGGGUCAAGCGUGUCGCAGUUUUCAACAAAAUGCGCUUCAAACGCAGGCCGCUCAAAACCAGUACUUUGCGCAGGCCUUCCCUCAGAUCGGACUCCCCCCGCUUCCGUUUGUUGAUGUGUGCUCCCAGAUUCCUGGAGGCGGAUACGGUGGUGGAUUCGGUCAAGCCAGCGCAGGAGCUUCUGCAGGAGCCUUUUCUACCGGUUCAGGUGGCCAUGUAGGAUCACUUGGUAAUCGAUUUGGAGAGGGAGGCAGCAGCGGAGGUAGCUUCCAGGGCGUAAGCGUUAGCAGUGGCCCAUCCGGAACCAGUGUGACCCAUUUCGGACCGCAAGGAGCAUCCGGAACACACUAUGGACAAAAUGGCGGAUCGUUUUCCACUGGCAACCGGUUCGGCGGAUCGAAUGGUGGAGGAGCCAGUUUCGGCUCGUUCGGAACUUCCGGAUUUGGCAAUGGCGGCGGUUCUAGCAGUUUCAGCUCAUCGUCUGGCAACGGUGGUGGAUUUGCGACGGCCAACAGAUUCGGCGAAGGUGGCGGCAAUGUUUACAGUGCCCAAGGUCCGCACGGCGCGGGUGUCAGCGUCUCCAGUACGAACGAUGGUCACGGUAAUGUGCACACGCAAGUUCACAAGCAUCAGUAUUGAAAGUGAUUUGAACUCAGCGAAAUAAAGGUCUUGCUAUUUAAAGCUAUGCGAAAAGAAAUAUCUAAUCUACAAAAAAUGAUUAUAUUUUAUUUCAUCAGAGGUAACUAACAAAAAGCAAUGUUUUCAAAAUUCAUCAGAA